Molecule: messenger RNA, 828 nt
Organism: Neltuma alba
Lineage: Eukaryota; Viridiplantae; Streptophyta; Magnoliopsida; Fabales; Fabaceae
Product: protein FANTASTIC FOUR 1-like
Exons: 1
Coding region: 60-605 (181 amino acids)
Source: RefSeq, a predicted model, not a curated record
ACGGGUUGGCGUCUUGCAUCGAGAGCCUAGGUUUUGAGUGCCCCGACGAGAGCCGCUUGAUGGACCAACUUGAGGAUCACCCCGCUGAAGAUUGUUGUUUGACGGGGACGGCGGAGGAUAUAGGAGCCGAGAUUUGUAGAAGGAGGAGUCAUGGCGUGAGAAAGGAGGUGAGUUCGUUUCCGCCCCCUCUUUCUUCGCUGAACUUGAAUGGUCAGCCGAGUUUCUAUCUCCGACCGGUGAGGAAGGACGGAAGGUUAAAGCUCAUCGAAGUCAGAAUACAUCGGCCCAAGAUUCUGCACGCUUGGCGACACGAUGGACGUCUCACAUUACAUCUCAUACCGGAGGAGGAAAGUAGUAUAGAUAAUUUAGAAGACGACGGGGAGGAAGAGGAGGAGGAGGAAGAAGAAGAAGGUGAGGAGCUGGAGGAAGAAAUGGUAAAAGCAAUAAGAGACGAUGAGGAGGAAGAGUUUAGAUUCGGGGAUUGGAGAUUUGGUAGCGAAGUGUUGAGGAGGUGUCACCAAGAGUUGAAUGAUCAUGGGGGCCAUGAUCACCACCUCCACAAGCACCCUCUGCGACUGCAAAUGCCUGGAAUGGGCAUUGCGUGAGGCAGAGCACGAAUUACGGAAUCAUGGAUUCCAGAAUUCAAAUUAAGGGCGAAAGUACAGAGACGAGAUACGGAUCGGAGGCCUUUCGCGUGUUUAGCUCCGCGUUCAGUUCAGGGACGACCUACACUGCCAUUUUUGCCACAGCAGCAGAGGCCAUCGAUCACUUGUCUCUCUCAAUCGCCAAGGGUUGGCCAGAGAUUCGACGAUGAACAUAACGACCUCC